AUGGUCAAGGGCACGGAAGAGGUCAUCUCCGAAUUCAACGAGUACGUCAACAUGACGGCCGAGGACCUCGAGUCCUGGCUCAAGUCGGACGACUCCAACAGCGCAGGCUGGCCCAAGGACGACGCCGAGGGCGGGGGCGAGUCGGUCGGACACGACAGCGGGCGCAAAAUUGUCGAGAUUCUCCAGGCGAACCCCGACAAGAAGGAGGACAAGUACACGGACGAGCAGGUCGAGCAUAUGCGCAAGGUGGUGGCGUACUGCAAGCGGCAUUUGGCGCAAGAGUCCAAGUCGAACAGCGACAAGUCUCCCGAGGAGGUCAAGAAGACCAAGUCGUAUGCUUCGUUGAAGAACUGGGGACACGACUUCCUCAAGGCCCAGGGCAAGGAGAACGGUGCGACAAAGUCGAACGGAAAGUCUUCCAAGACGGAGAAUGGCAAUGAGGGCAAGGCUGAGUCGAACGGGUCCAAGAAGCAGAACGGAUCCAAGAAGGGCGAGGAAGAGGUCGAAGAUGACAAGGAGGAGGAGGAGGCCGAGGACGAGACCGAGGAGAAGGCGGGGGACAAGCGCAAGAACGCCAGCGAGGAGAAUGGAUCCAGCAAGAAGCGGCAGACACGCCAAGGCGAGGGGAAGUCUACCGGAAAGUCAGACGAGAACGGUGAUGAUGAACAGGAAGAAGCGGCCGAGGAGAAUGGGGUGGACGGCGACGAGGAAAUGGAGGACGAUGACGAGGAAGGGGACGACAAGGAGAAUGGCGGCGGCAAGCCCAAAAAGGGGCCCAAGAAGGGCGACACCGUUAGCUGGAACUGGGGUAACGGACAGCCCGAGGGUAAAGUCCUGGACGUGAAGGGUGAAAAGACGACUAUCACGACGAAGCGCGGGAAUGAGGUGUCUCGCGAGGGGAACCCCGAGGACCCUGCCGUGGUGUUGGACACUGGAAAGUCGAAAGCCAUCAAGUCUGCCCACGAGUUGAAUUAA
Molecule: messenger RNA, 975 nt
Organism: Colletotrichum orchidophilum
Lineage: Eukaryota; Fungi; Ascomycota; Sordariomycetes; Glomerellales; Glomerellaceae
Product: DNA-binding protein
Exons: 3
Coding region: 1-975 (324 amino acids)
Source: RefSeq, a predicted model, not a curated record